Molecule: messenger RNA, 657 nt
Organism: Culex pipiens pallens (northern house mosquito)
Lineage: Eukaryota; Metazoa; Arthropoda; Insecta; Diptera; Culicidae
Exons: 2
Coding region: 98-469 (123 amino acids)
Source: RefSeq, a predicted model, not a curated record
CCCUUGACAAUCUGUACUCAAAACUAGGGCAACUUUUGAUAAAAUUUUACAAAAAAGUCUGCAGAUUUUUUUCAAUCAGAGUCUGUAAAAGCCAAUUAUGCCCUUACACAAUAUUACCCUUCAUUUUUUCUUAACUGUCAAACAACAACAACAGAAUCCACCUCCUUCAAUUUCAUCAUCCGCCUUCGUCUUCUCCGGAGCAGAUUCCCCCAGCAGCAGCGGACGAUUGGUGCUUUUUGCGGAACUUUGUUGGCCAGUGGCUUGGAUCGGUGGUUACCGAGUUCCAGACGCACAUUGGGAAAACGUUUCUGGUUAUUUUGUGCGUGAACUUGCUGCUGAUUGGGUUUUACUGGCGGAAAGUAUCAUGACCGAUCGCUUCAUCCGGCCGAGUACCGCCCAGGAAAUGGAAGAGCUAAAGUUGUCAGUGGCACGUCCUCAAUUGCCGAAGGAGCACGGCCCGCGGAUCUAAAAAUGUUCAACAAGCUUCGGUACCACUGGACCGGGUCAACAGCUAAACUCGGAAACUCCAGCACCCUCGUCUAGUUUGAGCAAGUCCGGCAACAGUAGCAGCAAGGAUGUGUGCGUUCCAUCGAAGCGAAAGGAACUGUCCAGUGAGGCGAAAGCCGCUGCUAACGCUGCACUAGCCCGGAUUGAAGG